Amaranthus tricolor (Joseph's coat) is the source of this 2107-nucleotide messenger RNA. Its product is annotated as probable CoA ligase CCL13. The record is from RefSeq and is a predicted model, not a curated record. The transcript is spliced from 2 exons. NCBI's taxonomy places the organism in Eukaryota, Viridiplantae, Streptophyta, Magnoliopsida, Caryophyllales, Amaranthaceae. Bases 112 to 1734 code for a protein of 540 amino acids.
ACACUUUUUUUUAGAAGUGUAUGUAAUAUUCCUAUAUAAGAGCUCCAACCUCUAAAGUUAAAAAUAGAAGAAGAAAAUCAGUAUUCUCAAGUACUUAGGAGUUAGGAGUGAAUGGAAGGUCUUAUGCAAUGUGGGGCCAACUAUGUGCCUCUUAGUCCCAUUAGCUUCUUGGAAAGAGCUGCAAGAGUUUAUGGUGAUCAAAUCUCUGUAAUUUAUGGAGGACUUGCUUAUACUUGGAAACAAACUCAUCAAAGAUGCAUGCAAUUGGCUUCUGCACUUUCAUCUCUUGGAAUAUGUUAUGGUGAUUGUGUUGUUGCCUUACUCCCAAAUAUCCCAGAACUCUAUGAAUUACAUUUUGGAGUCCCUUUUGUUGGAGGUGUCCUUUCUACAAUUAACCCCAAGAUUAACGCACCCACCCUAUCCUCAAUGUUCGAGGAAUUGUUGCCCAAAUUCAUUUUUCUCGACUACAAAAACCUCGAACCAGUGCUUCAAAUUCUUAAUCAUUCCGAUUAUAAAACAAGCAAGCCCCCUAUUGUAGUCCUUACUUCAACAUCAAAUUGUGUCAACAAAUUACCUAAUCACAUGUACUAUAAUGAGCUCCUUAGUAUGGGCCAAUCGGAUUCUUACAAACCCGUUUUGCUCAAGGAUGAAUGUGAUCCAAUCCUAGUGAACUACACGUCUGGUUCGACUGGUCGUUCUAAAGGUGUGGUGUAUAGUCAUAGAGCUACCUACCUCAACACACUCGGAGAAAUUCUUAGGAGUGACUUAAGGCAGAAAGCUAAGGUUGUUUUCUUAUGGACAGCCGAUAUGUUUCGAGCUAAUGGAUGGGGAUUUACAUGGGCUAUUGCUGCGCUUGGUGGAACGAAUGUGUUCUUAUACGACACUAACAUACUUCCUUCUAUAUGUAUGUAUAAAGUCACUCAUUUAUCGGGUCAGCCAAGUAUUUUAACAACCAUACUCGAUGAAUUUCACACAAACCCGAGUGAAGUGAUUGUGUCACAUAAGGUUUAUGCACAUAUUGCUGGUGUAAUGCCAAGUAGCGACGCAAUGGAAAGGGUACAGAAGUUGGGGAUCGAGGUUGUGUAUAGGUAUGGAAUGACCGAGAUUUUAGGCCCUCCGGUGAUUACAAAGUUGCAUAAUAAUAGAAGAUUGAGAAAUGAAUUGAAUAUAGUGGAUCAUAUAAUGGAAGAAUUUGAUGUAAAGGAUCCAAAUAGUAUGGAAAGUGUAGUAUUUGAUGGUAAAAGUAUAGGAGAAGUUAUGUUUAGAGGAAAUGGUUUGAUGAUGGGUUACCUAAAUGAUCUAACUAAGACCGAAAAGGCUUUCAAGGGUGGAUGGUUUCAUACCGGGGAUUUAGCUAUUAGGCAUAAAGACGGGUCUAUACAACUCAAAGAUCGAUUAAUCGAUGUGAUUGUAUCGAAAGGAGAACGUAUAAGUAGUUUGGAAAUUGAAGCGGUGUUAUUGACUCAUCCGAAGAUUUUAGAAGCAGCAGUGGUUGCUAUGCCUGAUACGAAUCACAUGUUAAGUGAUGAUGAAGUACCUUGCGCGUUUCUUAAGCUUGCAAAUGGAAGUGAAGCAAGCCAAGGAGAAAUUAUUCAGUUUUGUAGGGAAAGAUUGCCUAAUCAAAUGAUUCCUAAGCUUGUUGUUUUUGGAAAUUUGGCUAUUAGUUCUACCGGGAAAGUGCAAAAAUUUAUUCUAAGGCAACUAGCAAGAAAUUUAAGUAGCCAGCUCAUAUAGAGUCAAAGUUAUCAACUCAGUAUCCCGCAUAAGUCAUGAUUCAGAAAAGGAGGAUAGCGGACAAAUAAUACUUGUGCCCCUUUCAAGGAAAAGACAAGGAGAAAUGCGCCCAGCCAGUUGGGCUAGUAUUGUAUGAUCACAUGGUAUUCAGCAUGUAUAGUAUGAUAUGAUAGUUUGUAUAUGUGUACUCAUCUUUUAUUAUGUGUAUGUGAUUGAAACAAUAUUGGGCUAUUAUAGGAUAUUCGUUGGAUAUGCUUGGGUUAACUGCAGGUUGAUCUCGAAUAUUUUUGAGUUUCUGAGUAGAAUUAUAAAUUGUAUAUGCCCCUAUGUAUAAUAUUUUUCACAUAAAUUUAAGAUAUAUAAAAUUGAAAAU